Caenorhabditis bovis is the source of this 1947-nucleotide messenger RNA. NCBI's taxonomy places the organism in Eukaryota, Metazoa, Nematoda, Chromadorea, Rhabditida, Rhabditidae. The record is from the annotation of a GenBank genome assembly.
AUGAUGCCUGAAUCGGACUCAUCGGGCUCUGCGACGCACCAACAACGAACAAUCGCCAACAGCAAUAAUGAGCGCCGCAAUUCGAACGGCAAGCGAUUCGUGAGACGCGCGCGUCGCUGGGCCGAACUUCAGCAUCGACGGCAGAUGAAGAGGGAUGAGACGCCGCACACGGGCGUUCCCGAACCACCGAACGUCUAUGAUUAUGUGGAGGUCGCCACCGGCGGCGACGAUGGCAUAUCGGCGACGACGACGCCGAAGACGAGCUUGGGCCACCGACAAUCGUUUCCGUUGCACCCGCGACGGCAGCCGAUGUUUUACGCGACACGACACGCGCCUUGCUAUCGCAGCGCCUCGGAUGUGCCAAUAUUCUACUAUUCGGAAUGCGUCAAUGAACAUGGAGUGCCGUACAUCUCGUUGUGGCAAACCGGCGGCUUGCCGCGCGCACUACGUCAGAACUCGCCGUCUUCAUCGUCGGAUAGUAUGCUGUCGCUGAUCACCAAUGAUCUCUCGACGACGAGCAUUCAUUCUCCCAACUCAUCGUCGUCAUCCAGCGAGCAGGAUGAUUACUAUUACGAGUUUCUGAGUUCGUCUCAAUUGCCGGCGAAACGCGCGGCGCCGCCGUUCGCCAAACGCGACUCGGCGACAUCGCAAAAGCCGAAAAAGUUGAUCAUCUCGAAGCCGCUCUACAUUCCUCCAGACUUUUUGGUCAACACUGUGCCACCACCGGAGAGAAGUUGGGUGAUGAUAAGGAAUACGGUAUCCGAGAGGCCAAUAGCCACUUUCACCGCCUUGUGCUAUAAUGUGCUUUGCGAUAAGUACGCGACGGUCAAUCAAUAUUCGUAUUGUCCGUCUUGGGCGUUGAAUUGGGAAUAUCGGAAGACUUUAAUACUCAAAGAGAUUCGCACCUACGAGGCGGAUAUUAUCACGUUGCAGGAAGUUGAAACCGAGCAAUUCCGAACAUUAUUCCAACCCGAGCUCAAAUCUCUUGGCUACGUUGGCAUUUUUACACCGAAAUCGCGCGCGAAAACCAUGUCGGAAGAGGAACGGAAGUAUGUUGAUGGAUGCGCGAUUUUCUGGAAGACUGAAAAGUUUGAGCUCGAGCGGCAACACGCCAUUGAGUUCACGUCGUUGGCGAUGAAGCGCGCUUCGACGAGUGAGAACAUGCUGAAUCGUGUGAUGCCGAGAGACAAUAUCGCCCUUUGUGCGGUGCUCAAAGUCAAGGAGAGCGUUUAUACGAAUGGUAAGCGGGGAGUGCCAUCGCGAAUGAGCAUCCCGCACGAUGAUAACGUUGUCGGAAGUCCGCUCGUCGUGUGCACCGCGCACAUCCAUUGGGAUCCCGAAUUUUGCGAUGUCAAACUUGUGCAAACAAUGAUGCUCGCGCAUGAGGUCUCGCGUCUCAAUGAGGAGGUCGCCAAGAAGUUCAACAUGACCACACAACAGGUGCCGGUGUUGAUUUGCGGCGAUUUGAAUUCGCUUCCCGAAUCCGGUGUGUUCGAAUUUCUGUCGCGCGGCAAAAUCUCGAGGCGACAUUCGGAUUUGAAGUCGUUCCGCGAUGACGCGUGCCUUGAGAAAUUCACCAAUUCGACCGACAAGAAUUUCAUCACUCAUCCGUUGAGGCUCGACUCGGCUGUUGACAUAUCGGCGAUUCCGUUCACCAAUUAUACGCUGGAUUUUCGAGGAAUGAUUGACUACAUCUUCUCGACGCCGCAAUCGUUGGCGCGGCUUGGAAUUCUCGGCUCGUUUGAUCAGAAUUGGGUGAUAAAUAACAAGAUUCUUGGCUUCCCGCAUCCGCAUGUGCCAUCCGAUCACAUUCCAAUAAUGGCUCAUUAUGCGAUCAUACCGGUGUCGCAUCAACGCCAACCGCCGCCGCCGCAUCAGCCGUCGGUUGGCGUAAUCGGCGGCGGUUAUCCGCAACCAUCAACACAUUCGUCGUCGUUCCUCAGAUGA